This is a messenger RNA of Oncorhynchus mykiss (rainbow trout), 8795 nucleotides long. The record is from RefSeq and is a predicted model, not a curated record. Lineage: Eukaryota; Metazoa; Chordata; Actinopteri; Salmoniformes; Salmonidae.
GAUACAUCUAGCCUACUUUCAUCCACUAUGCUCGUAUACUGACUGAUGCCGCUGGUCCAAACAACGUUAUGCCGCGCCAGCUAGCGCACGGUUGACCAGACAAAGCUUUUUAGAAAGUUCUUCAACGCGAUUCAAGGGUUGGAAAAGUGUUGAGUUAAUACCUCGAUAUGCUGACACCGUUUCGACCUGUCACCAAGGAGAGAUGCUACAAAAACGGGACCGUAUUCACUGUUGCUGCCACAGGAGCGGAAACAGUGCAGCGGAUAUGGGGUCUUCUAAAUAAUUAAGAGAAGAGGAGCGCUUUCUUUACUGCAGACUGGUACGUCAAGUAACGGUUCGGUAGAAUCUAACGGAGUUUAUCCACCAAUGCUAUGAAAUCUAACAGAUGACAUAUCGCAACCUCGGAUCGAGAAGCAGAUUUUACGGCUGACAUUUGACAGACGAGAGAGUGGAAGGGGAGCGGAAGGGAACGACACAGUGCCGCCGCAAAAGAGCGCUGGAUCACCGCUGGGAGUCCACAGACCGUCGGUGGGGCACGGCCCAUGCCGAUCUGUCGUCCAUGAUCAGACGUCGGGAAAUAAACAUGUAGCUAGCUACUGCUACUUGGUUAUAGUACAUAUGAUUCACCCUAAAUAAGAACACGGGAAAGCGGGUAUACCGUGUCGAUUACGGUACGGUAUUCCACGUUAUUUUGACGGUGUCCAGCCUCCCUUCAUCACCUCCACCACCACCUCAGGCCUGCAGUCUCCCUCUCUCCCCCCUCUCACCCCAUUCUGUCCCCCCUGGAAGAGGACAACAGCCUACCCCAGACCACCCUAGUUGCAACUAGACUACAAUCCAACAUCCUACCCCAGAUCACCCUAGUUCCAACUAGACUACAAUCCAACAUCCUACCCCAGACCACCCUAGUUCCAACUAGACUACAAUCCCACAUCCUACCCCAGACCACCCUAGUUCCAACUAGACUACAAUCCAACAUCCUACCCCAGACCACCCUAGUUCCAACUAGACUACAAUCCCACAUCCUUCCACUCCACCCCUCCCCAAACAGACGAGGGGGAGAGAGGAGCUUCGCCCCCCCCCUCAUCCCCUCCCUCCCUCUCUCUCCCCCCUCCCAACAUGCAGCCUCAGGGCCUGUGUGUAAGAGCCAUGGUACAGCCCAUCCCUAGAUUGAAAUCUUGAACCACUCCAGUUGUACUGCACUGAGUAAUGAAGUGAAGCUAAAUGUUCUGAUGUGAAACUGGGCUGGACCAGCGCUGAACGGACAGGAGAAAACAGGAUGUGACCUCAGCAUCAGCCCACCUCACUUCCUGUUCAUCUCAACUAAUAGGAAGACUGGAUCACAGGCCUCAAAUUCCACAAUCACUCAAUCAAACUUUAUUUAUAAAAGCCUUUUUACAGCAACAUUUCUCACAAAGUGCUUUACAGUAGUCACCUUAGUAAACCUAUUUCUGACUUCCAGAGAGCAGGCAGCAGCACAGUGGCAAGAGAAAACCUCCUUACAAGUGGAGAUGUGUUAGCUAACCUCUGACCUCUGACCUGUGUCUGGGCUUGGCUGCUUGUUGGAUCCAGGCCGUAGUAUUGAAUCUAGUGGCUUCUACUGACCGUAGCUAGCGCGUCAGCUUCUAGAAUGUUCUAUUAGGUUCUAGUACGUUCUAAGAGGUUCUAGUAUGUUCUGUUAUGGUCUAUUAGAUUAUAAUAUGUUCUCUUAGGUUCUAGUAUGCUCUAUUAGGUUCUAGUAUGUUCUAUUAGGUUCUAGUAGGCUCUACCAGGCUGUCUCUGGCCCUGUGCUGUGGCCUCCUGGCCUGUGGCCCUCCUCUCUGGCUCUAGCUUUGGGCGAGGCACACAGUUCUCCCCCCUCCCCUGCUCAACCUCCACCAUUCGCCCCUCCCUCGCCACGGCUGUCCUCCCCCCCCGCCCCCGCCCCCACCCUUCCUCCCCCUCCCAUCACCACCACUCCCCCCAUCAUCACCAUCACCCCCACCCCUCUCAACCCCCAUCUCACCCCCAAUCCCCUCCUCCCUUCUCCCCUGUGGUCACCAUGACGACCACUCCCACUGCUCGUGAGCAUCUCCUGGUGGUGAGGAGGCGCAACCCCCACAUGCGCUACACUCUCAGCCCUGAAAACCUGCGCUCCCUCUCAGCCCAGGGCGGUGAUGGCAUUGGCCCUAGGGGUCACGGCGGGGAAAGGUCAGCUGGUGAACGGUCAGGGGUCGGAGGUCAUGGAGAGGGUCAUGGCGGCGGACUACAAAGGGCCAAUAGCGACACGGACCUGGUGACCUCGGAGAGCAGGUCAUCGCUGACUGCGUCGACAUACGAGUUCACGAUGGGGCGGGGCCAAAACCUGGUCAUCAACUGGGACAUCAAGGAGGAAGUGGACGCCACGGACUGGAUCGGACUCUACCAUAUCGACGAGACCUGUCCUGCCAACGUGUGGGACUCUAAGAACCGCGGGGUGAACGGCACCCAGAGAGGACAGAUCGUCUGGAGGCUGGAGCCUGGACCUUACUUCAUGGAGCCUGAGACUAAGAUCUGCUUUAAGUACUAUCAUGGAGUGAGUGGUGGCCUGAGAGCAACAACCCCCUGCAUCACCGUCAACAACCCAGGACUUCCUGUUAGAGCCGAGGGCCAAGCUGAGGGCCAAUCAGUGACAGAGAACUGUCGGAAACUCGUCAGCUUCACUUUAUCAGAUAUCCGUGCGUUGGGUCUGAAGAAGGGGAUGUUCUUUAACCCUGACCCCUACCUGAAGAUGUCCAUCCACCCUGGGAAGAGGAGUGGCUUCCCCACCUUCACACACCACGGACAGGAGCGCCGAUCCGCCAUCAUAUCUAACACCACCAACCCUGUCUGGCCCGGAGAGAAGUACACGUUUGUGGCUCUGAUGACGGAUGUCUUGGAGAUCGAGGUGAAGGAUAAGUUUUCUAAAAGCCGACCAAUCAUCAAGCGCUUCCUGGGUCAGCUGACCAUCCCAGUGCAGAGGCUGCUAGAGAGACCUAAUGCAGAGGACCAGCCGCUAAGCUAUACCCUGUGUCGUCGUCUGCCCACGGACCAUGUGAGCGGCCAGCUGCAGUUCAGAGUGGACAUGACCUCUGGACAUGACGAGGGCUCUCCUGAUGCCAUGGGUUCCAUCUUGGGUUUGUCAGUGAACGGGGACCCUGGGAGCCCCUCUGACGAUGAAGACCCCCACCCUUCCUCCAGGGCCCGGGGCCCCUCUCCCACAGGUUCCUACUCCUCCCUGCUCAACGGAGAGGUCCACAGGGAUGGAGACGAUGUCUGGAGUGACGCCCGAGGGGCGGUAGGCGAGCUAGACGUCCUGGGAUUGGCAAUCCCGGGCGGCCACACCCAUCGACAGGUGUCCCUCAACGACUACUUGGAUGCCAUCGAAGCUCCUAAGGGCCCGGGAGAGCGGCCCCUGGGCGCGACGUCACCCAAGCUGAGGUCCAGUUUCCCGACGAACACACGACUCAGCGCCAUGCUGCAUAUAGACUCUGAUGAAGACGAGGAGGCAGGGCCGUCCAGGGACCAUCCACCCCAUGACAGGAAGCCCUUGCUGCCACUGGCCAAUGGUGUUCAGGCUGGGGUUGGGAAGGGAGCUGCCUCUCAGGACCUGGGGAAACAAGAGAAAGAGGGGACAGAGGCAAACAGGGGAGAGGUUGAGGGAGCACAGGGGACAAAAGCUGGGGAUGGAGCUGGAGAUGGAGCUGGAUCUGGGGAUGGAGCUGGAGAUGGGGCUGGAUCUAGGGAUGGAGCUGGAGAUGGGGCUGGAUCUAGGGAUGGAGCUGGAGAUGGGUCUGGAUCUGGGGAUGGAGAUGGAGAUGGGGAUGGGGAUGGAGCUGGAGAUGGGGCUGGAUCUGGGGAUGGAGCUGGAGAUGGGGCUGGAUCUGGGGAUGGAUCCAUGGCUGGGGUUGGAGUUGCAGUUGAAGCGAGGACUGGAGCUGGAUCCAUGGCUGUGGUUGGCUCUCUAACUGUAGCCAGACCUGGAUCUGUGGUUGGCACUCUAACUGUAGCCAGACCUGGGGUUGGAGCUGAGGCCAGACCUGGAUCUGUGGUUGGUCCUGGGGCUGGAGCUGGGGCUCCUCUAUCUCCAAUACCUGAGACGAAUACUGCAGUGCAGGGGGUGUCAGAGGACGCUGUGGCAGCCAGGACUGAGGCCAGCCAGCAACCAACGAUCUCAGGGGCCACAGCAGCCCAGGAGCCCCUCAGGAACUCACUGCCUGCUGUUCUGAAGACAUCCACUACUCAGAAGGGACGGAAGGAAGAGGAAAUGGCGCCCAAGGCUGAGGAGGAAGGGGCGGAGUCAUCCAGUGAAGGAGCAAGUGCCAUUGCAACCUCCCCGACGACCAGUAGCGUUGCCGACCAGGGGGGCGGGGCCUCUGGCUCUGAUGUCACAGGAGCAAGGACCGCCAGCGCAGCAGCCAAUGAGGAAGAAGAGGGUGGGGAGAUCUGGCAGAGGAGGUCCAUGCAGGCGUCUGGAGGCGUGUCUCAGGAGGAGGGGGCGCGGUCUUCUGAGGCGAGCGGGCCAAUCGACUCUUCUCAGAGUGUCUCUGAGGAGGGCAGCGAGGCAGGAGGGGCCACAGGUCAAGUCAACGGUCACCAGUCCGUCCGCUCCCUGCCCUCUGUCCGUCACGACAUGGGUCGCUACCAGAGAGUAGAUGAGCCACUUCCUCCCAACUGGGAGGCCCGUAUAGACAGUCACAGUCGUGUGUUCUAUGUGGACCAUGUGAACCGCACCACCACCUGGCAGAGACCCACCGCGCCUCCAGCACCGCAGCUCCUCCAGAGGUCCAACAGCAUACAGCAGAUGGAACAGCUCAACCGCAGGUAUCAGAGUAUACGCAGGACGAUGACCAAUGAGAGAACAGCAGAGGAGCUGACAGCUCCGCCCGAGGUGCCCACCGACGACACUGACCACCACACUAUCCCAGAGUAUCGUCGUGAUGGUGUGGUGACUCCAGAUAGCUCUCGGUCUCGUCUCAGUCUGCUCCUCCAGUCUCCCAGCGCUAAGUUCCUGACCAGCCCUGACUUCUUCACCUUGCUGCAUUCCAACCCUAGUGCCUACCGCAUGUUUACAGGUAACACCUGCCUGAAACACAUGAUCAGUAAGGUGCGUCGGGACACGCAUCACUAUGAGCGCUACCAGCACAACAGAGACCUGGUGGUUUUCCUCAACAUGUUCUCCAACAAACAGCUGGAGCUGCCCCGUGGCUGGGAGCUGAAGCACGACCACACUGGCAAGCCUUUCUUUGUGGACCACAACUGCCGGGCCACUACGUUCAUCGACCCUCGGCUCCCUCUUCAGAGCAGCACACGUCCCAGCAGCCUCCUGGCCCACCGCCAGCACUUGACCAGACAACGCAGCCACAGCGCUGGCGAGGUCAGCCCACAACACAUGGUGGGUGACCACCCUCGUCAUUCUGGAGGAGGACCCCCUGUAAUGCCCCGCCCAUCCAGCACCUUCACCCCGGUCAGCCGCACCCAGUACCAAGACGUAGUGCCAGUGGCUUACAACGACAAGAUUGUGGCGUUUCUACGACAACCCAAUAUCUUUGAGAUCCUGCAGGAGAGACAGACAGAGUUUAUCAGGAACCACUGGCUCAGGGAGAAGGUGCAGUUGAUCCGUAAUGAAGGGGCCUCUGGUCUGGCCAGGCUGUCUGGUGAUGCAGACCUGGUCAUCCUCCUCAGCCUGUUUGAGGAGGAAGUGAUGUCAUAUGUUCCGCCUCACGCCUUACUGCACCCCAGCUACUGCCAGUCCCCACGAAGCUCCCCCGUGUCCUCCCCACAGAACUCACCUGGAACACAGCGAGCUAAUGCCCGUGCCCCUGCCCCCUACAAGCGAGACUUUGAAGCCAAACUGCGAAACUUCUACCGCAAACUGGAGACCAAGGGCUACGGCCAGGGCCCAGGGAAGUUAAAGUUGAUCAUCCGUAGAGAUCAUCUCCUGGAGGAUGCCUUCAACCAGGUCAUGUGUUACUCCCGGAAAGACCUGCAGAGGAGCAAGCUCUAUGUCAGCUUCCUGGGAGAGGAGGGGUUGGACUACAGCGGCCCGUCCAGAGAGUUUUUCUUCCUGGUGUCCAGAGAGCUGUUCAACCCGUACUACGGCCUGUUUGAGUACUCCGCCAACGACACCUACACCGUUCAGAUCAGCCCCAUGUCUGCCUUCGUAGACAACCAUCACGAGUGGUUCCGUUUCAGCGGGCGUAUCCUGGGCCUGGCUCUGAUCCACCAAUACCUACUGGAUGCCUUCUUCACUCGACCCUUCUAUAAGGGCCUGCUGCGCAUCCUAUGUGAGCUGAGUGAUCUGGAGUAUCUGGAUGAGGAGUUCCAUCAGAGUCUCCAGUGGAUGAAGGACAACGACAUCGAGGACAUGUUGGACCUCACCUUCACUGUCAAUGAGGAGGUGUUCGGACAGAUCACAGAGAGAGAGCUGAAGCCGGGCGGGGCCAACAUCCCGGUGUCAGAGAAGAAUAAGAAGGAGUACAUUGAGCGCAUGGUGAAGUGGCGUAUUGAGAGAGGAGUGGUUCAGCAGACAGAGAGUCUGGUCCGGGGCUUCUAUGAGGUGGUGGAUUCCAGGCUGGUGUCAGUGUUCGAUGCCAGGGAGCUGGAGCUGGUGAUAGCUGGCACCGCUGAGAUAGACCUGGUGGACUGGAGGAGCAACACAGAUUACAGAGGAGGUUACCAUGACAACCACAUAGUGAUCCGUUGGUUCUGGGCGGCGGUGGAGAGGUUCAACAACGAGCAGAGACUCAGGCUGCUACAGUUUGUGACGGGUACCUCCAGUAUUCCCUACGAGGGUUUCGCCUCUCUCCGAGGCAGCAACGGACCCCGCAGGUUCUGUGUGGAGAAAUGGGGCAAAGUUACCUCUCUACCCAGGGCUCACACCUGUUUCAACCGGCUGGACCUCCCUCCAUAUCCAUCCUUCUCCAUGCUGCACGAGAAGAUGCUCACUGCCGUGGAAGAGACCAGCACCUUCGGCCUGGAGUGAUGACCCCUAUCACCUUUAUCCUUUAACCCCCACUCCUCCUACGACCUUUGACCCUGACCUCUGAACUGUAGUAUCACAGAGGUAGAGGAACCCAAGGGGUUCAAGGGGAUGACUGUCUAGUCUGUCUGGCACCCUGUUGUAUCUUUAUACACACUCACCUUCCUGAAGUGAGCUGAACAGAGGAGAAUAGACCGAUGUGUAUCAGAGGGCAUGACCCCUGCACAACGCCAGGGUUUCCCUGUUACGGUUAAGGUCACUUAGACACACUGCCAACACAAACCAAAGGAGAGCACCCUAACACUCACACCCUUGUUAGUCCAUUAGACCAAUGGGAGAGAUGGACUCGUAAGCCUCCAACCAAUCGCACAAUGAAGGAACAAAAACCAAGACCCGGAGUGAGACUCCAACUGGCUCCUCACGUUUUAUUAUUUCAAAUACGGAUUUCCAGUGGAGUCACGUAAGGAAGGUGGUGGUCGAGCUUUUCCUGGAGAGCAAAACCAAAGCUGCUUUAUCUCACUGAGAGGCUGAGGCCGACAUCACAGGACAUCUCUCCUCUGAGAGGCUGAGGCCGACAUCACAGGACAUCUCUCCUCUGAGAGGCUGAGGCCAACAUCACAGGACAUCGCUCCUCUGAGAGGCCGAGGCCGACAUCACAGGACAUCUUCUCCUCUGAGAGGCCGAGGCCGACAUCACAGGACAUCGCUCCUCUGAGAGGCCGAGGCCAACAUCACAGGACAUCUACUCCUCUGAGAGGCCGAGGCCGACAUCACAGGACAUCGCUCCUCUGAGAGGCCGAGGCCGACAUCAAAGGACAUCUCUCCUCUGAGAGACUGAGGCCGACAUCACAGGACAUCUCUCCUCUGAGAGGCUGAGGCCGACAUCAAAGGACAUCUCUCCUCUGAGAGACUGAGGCCGACAUCACAGGACAUCUCUCCUCUGAGAGGCUGAGGCCGACAUCACAGGACAUCUCUCCUCUGAGAGGCUGAGGCCGACAUUACAGGACAUCUCUCCUCUGAGAGGCUGAGGCCGACAUCACAGGACAGUGUUGCUCCUGGAGAAGGGGAUGAGAGGAGAGAGGAAGAGAUGAAGGAAGACAAUACAGGUGCUCUUCAGCUGCUGUGGCCACGCCUCCUGUCCUGUCAGGGAAAGAGAACCAACCAAUCAAGGUCCAGGCAGCUUUGUGACCUGAGCUUGUUGAACACUCUGACAGGUGUGUUCUAGAACAGAACACUGAAGUAGCCUAUCGGGAUGCGGUGGUGUUUGUGUGGUGAAGCUGAACUUGGAUCUCUCUACAGGCUUUUCAUCUAUCUGCAAAAUGCAUUUUGUAACUGCCACAAACAACGAUAUGUUUUUUGAAUAUACUGACUGAUAUCACGAUGAUGAUGCGCUUAAAUGUGUGGUUUUUGUACGUCGCUCGAUGACUCGUCAAAUCUAAACGGCUGCCUCAUUCUUACCAGACUUCAGGGCAAGCCAUUAGCACGGAUAACCAAACUCAGCUACGGAUUGUUUCGAUAAAGACAUUACAUUGAGUUGGCUUUCCCAUAAUGUUAGACACAAGCUCACACACACUCUUUCAGUGUUUUAGCUCUUUUCAUUGUUUGCAAGUAUGUUGAUUGUCAUCGUCACUUUAUCAUUGACCUACACUGCCAGAGUAGAGGGUGAUCUGAACUUUUCAAAUCCCUCAUGUUUGGUUGUUGCUCUUUGUUUUUAACUUGCUUCUACUUAUUAUCCUGAUUGCCACCUAAUUGAAUUUGUUGGUUUGAUAUGUUCCUAUUUCAAUAGGGUUUGGGACCCCUGAUAUAACAUCGUAUAA